GAUAGUGACCUUUAAAAUCUAUUCUUUGCAUCAGAUAAUCUUUUUAUCUUUCAUCGAAAACGGCUUCUGACAUACAGCCUGGAGUCUAUAUAAAUACACCCAAAACCCUCCAAAUUUACAUAGGAAACUCAUUUAAAAGGAUUUAAGAAACAUUAAGAAAUGUACAGAGGAAAGAUAUUUUGGCUUGUACUUGCGACGGCCGUGACAACUGCUGUUUCAAUUGACGAAGACGAGAGUCCAGCCAUUGGUGCCUGUCUUUGUGUGACAGACAAUAUAGUUAACGCAAGAAAUGCAGGCGGACUACACGGAACUGUGGUCGCAAAAGUAAGCGAUCCUAGCUGCUACAAGUUUAAAGGCGGAAUCAGGGUCAGUAAUAACUUAACAUGGUACGAACUAAAAGAUGUUGGCGGAAAGGAUAGUGCUUGGGUAGCUGGAAAAUAUCUUUACAUACUUAACGAUGAACUGUGUGCAGGUUACUGUAAUGUCGGCUCAAAAUGGGCCGCCUGUAUGGUGUUGGGUUUAGCUGUCGGGGGAGAAAUACGUCUCUGGGAUAAACAUGUAUCUGGAGAAAUUGACAAUGCCUUUCCCUAUAACAAUGUGCGAGACACUUGCAAUGGACGUGCGGCUGCAAGGUCACAUUACCCAUGUGAAGAAUGCCUGAGUCCAGGAGCACCAGGUGGACAUAUCUGUCUGGACUACAGAGUGCUUUCCUUUAUCCAUACACUUUACUACUACAAGCUCGCUGGUCUUGUUCCUAGUGUUAGCGUGAAUGAGUUGGCUGGGGCCUGUCACAGCUGUCGUUCAUAUCAUUACGAGGGCCUGGCAGUGGACGUCAACUAUAAUGGAACGCUUGAUUUGUUUGGCUUAUUUAGUGAUCUAACACGUAUGCAAGACUUGUGCGACUUCAUGGGCGGCUGGAACCAUUAUGACAAAAGCCAUUUUCACUGUGACUUCAGAGAAUAGACACAAUAAGUUGGACAUUUUACGGCUACUCUUUGUAACACGAGCUGAUAUGCACGUUUUUAAUCAUAUGUCAUUUAGAAGUCUUGCGCAAGCUAGUGGUUCAGGUUGUACGAUAUAAAUUUUGAUGUUUUAUCUCAAAACUUCUAACAUUUUCUGAAAUGGAUACCAAUGACUCCUGGUUGACAAAACCUGAUGUAAUAUAUAUUGUAAGGUAUUUGCGAAAAUUACAAGAGGUGCUGCUUAAAUCGGUUUACGUAUAGUAAAAAGAUAUGCCGGAAUUCUAUUUUUAUUAUUUAUAAAUAAUUCUUUUUAAUGGAGCUCUGCUGCUCCUUGUCUUUGUCAAAGUUUAGUAUUAGUAUGAAGUUUAAUAUAACGAUCAGCAGCAACAACUUGGUUUUACACGUGUAAUUAUGUCUCCCACCAUACAGUGGUGUGGGAGACAUAUUGAUUUACUCCAGUCUGUCUGUGUGUCUGUCACAAAGCUUAUCCGCACCCUAAAGCAAACAUUUCUCACCCGAUCUUCACCAAACUUAAACAAAAUGUGUCUGGCCAUAAGACCUUGGCCAAGUUCGAUAACUAGCCAAAUCGGCCCAGGCACUUCGGAAUUAUAGCCCUUGAAUUACCGGAAAAUCGUCGGAGCGCAUGCGCUUUCGUGCACCCCAACCGUACCCUAUACUGCUUUUAAUAUUAGUAUAGGGUACGUUUUGGGUGCAAGAAAGCACAUGCACAAGUAGUAUAGUGUACAUUUUGGGUCCAAGAAAGUGCAGACUGACUUACUAUAUAGAUGAUUAGGCAGUUGUGGGAGACAUGCGCUUUUCUCAAAAGCAUCUCUAGUUAUGUAUGAAAUCAUACAACGCAUGUAAAAUUUCUAUUCUUCUUCAUUUUUAUUAAUAUCUAGCUUUUAUUUUCACCCGCUUUAUCGUUUUUCAGUUCUAUGCCAAAUUUGGUGGAAUUAUCAUGUUGAAAAAUUUCACCCAAACUGUGGGCGAGUAGCUUUAAGGGAUAGAUAGAGAUUAGUAAGAUAUGUCUCUUAUAAUUUUAGGGAAUGGAAAAGAUCUAACUGUGUACUGUUAUUUUAGUUUUUUAAAAAAAAAUAUAUAUUGUACAUCUAUAUGUUCGAUGUUUGCGCAUAGAUGAGACUAUAAUAAAGAAAUAUACUUCAAGACAUUAUUAAAAUUAAUUAGUCAAAAUCAUAUUUUGCAUAAUAGGCACUUUCAUUUCUGAAAUCCCAUUUUCAAAUUACAAUUAUUUAUUUUUUGUAAAAAUAUCAAAUUAGUUUGGAUACUACUAAAUAAAGCGCAUGAAAACAUG
Mercenaria mercenaria is the source of this 2274-nucleotide messenger RNA. RefSeq lists its product as uncharacterized. The transcript has 7 exons. Bases 160 to 963 code for a protein of 267 amino acids. Lineage: Eukaryota; Metazoa; Mollusca; Bivalvia; Venerida; Veneridae. The record is from RefSeq and is a predicted model, not a curated record.